AUGAGCGCGAACGAGGAACAGGAGGAACCACAGCCUUUGAUGAACAACAACACAACCCAUCACGGAAGCAGUUUGGAUCAUCAACAGCUCGCACCCAUACAACCAAACUCGCCCUCUCAGGCGAUUUCUUCGUCCGUAUCUUCCGCUGAAAUUAUGGUUACUGAUCAUGACAUCGGAAGUAGCAGGGAGGGUGCUGUUGUUGGAACUAGUUCAUCAGCAUCACCGUCAACAUUGACUAUAUUACCACAGCAACUACAACACUCGGAACAGUUGGCUCGCAACACAACGGUCAAUACAUUAGAUUCCUCACAACACCCAAUGCUGACUAUUUCUACUUCUUCAACCGAUAGCCAACAUCAUUCCCACUCAGAUUCGAAUCAGAAAAACAUUUCUUCCAUAUCUUUUCUUGCAAAACAUUUUAAAAGCUUUUCAAAUAAUGACAUCAUUCACUUUUUAAAGAAGUUACCACAUCAUGGCCAUUCUGAUUCAGAUCGAUCUCAAAAUACAAGUUUACAAUCUGCUCAAGUUAAAACAGGAAAGGAACAUUCACCAAAAUCUCCAAAGAUUCCAAAGGCAAAUCCAACAUCUCCUGAUGUGACACUCGAUUCUAACAACAACUAUGAUGAGUCUCACACUUUGAAAAAGAAUGUCAUAUCCGAUGGACAUCUUUCAAUUUCAAGCAGUUUACUACAGCAGACAUCAAAUACCUCUCAAUCAACACCGGAAAAAGAUCAUCGAUCAAAAACAAGUACUAGCACGAGCUCAACAACCAAAACUCCUACCUCAAAUAUUUAUUCAUCUUCAUCAGAGGACGAAGGAGGCGGCAAUAGGGAGAGUAAAAUUAGAAGGAGACGUAGCUCCUCGUCUCGAAUGACCUCUCCCAAUUUGUCACAAACAGUAGAAGUGAAAAUCAAAAAAAUAGGUUUAAAGACUCUCUAUAACAUGAUGGUCCUCCAACCUAGUAUUACUGACAAGGUUCUCCCACUUUUAUUAAUUGACGUUCGAUCCUCUGAAAAAGAUUUCAUCAUUUCUCCUCUUUCUCAAACUUCACCAAGCCACCCCAAAGCCUCUUCUUCCCACGGAUUAACUAUUUCUGAAAUGAAUAAUAUUUUGUCAUCUCAAAUUGAGAACGAAAUAUCACGACCAAGACAUGUUUCAUGCUCAUCUGAGCAGCUUCAUAACAAUUAUGUAAAUAUAUCCGUCCCAUCUCCACCGUCAGAUGAACAUAGCAAUGCAGGCUACCUUCCCACCACUUCGACUACCACUCGGCCAAGGACUUUAAGCAACUCGUCUGCUGUGCCUGUGUUAAAUUUACAUUCUAUGAGUCAUAGCAGUCACAGCGGCAGCCAAGAGAGUUUAGCAAGCCCAAAAACUUUUCAUCAGUUAAGCCCGAGAUCCUCCUCUCUAGGACUUUCUCAACACAUUCAAUGGUCCAUUCAUUUUUAUUUACCAGAUUAUAUCAUUGAACACAUUCCUGUGGAUGAACUGAACAAAGAUAACGUUUUGAGCAUUAUUCACAUGAUAGAAACGACCAAUACAUGUAUUGAAAAAGAACUAUAUAGAACAAGAUUUGCCUGGCGAAAAAUGUCAAAUGUUGUCGUUAUUGGAGGAUCUGCAAGAGAUGAAGCACGUGUUAAAUGGCUGCUUCGAGUUUUGCAAUUGGAGGGCAAAUCUUACAACCUGUAUACAUUACAUUAUCCUUUAAAUUAUGGCCACUUUGAGGCAAAAUAUCCAUUUUCGAUCACCUCGUUCGAUUUUGUAGAGUUUUUAUUACCAAGUCAUAUUUACAAGAAUAUUUAUUUAUCUGGUUAUAGAGUACUUUCUCAAGAACGAGCUAUUGAUGUAUUAUUAUCAAAGAGAAUUAAUAUUAGAAAUGUUUUGAACUGUGCCAAGGAAUGCAAAUGUGUCAUUCCUGAUAAGCUUAUUUGCAACACGAAUGAUCCCUUAGAAAAAACGCCACAAAAGUUUUCAUAUUUACACAUCCGCCUAGACGAUCAUGAUCCCGUAUUUUGCUACUUUACAGCUGAACAAAUGAAAGAGAGCGUCAUGUUCAUUAACAGAGCAGCUAAAAACAAUGAGAAUAUUUUAAUUCAUUGUCAAGAAGGCAGAAGUCGCUCCGUAACUCUCAUCACACUCUUUCUCAUGAUUUGUGUUGGAUGGCGCGUUUAUAACACUCUUGAUUUUAUCAAAACGCAUAGACCAAAUAUGAGUGUACAUGCUACCUAUGUGAAGCAAUUACGAGCCAUUGAGGAAUAUUUAUUGGACAAGAUUGAAAAAAUCAAAUACGACAACAGUAACAAUAGCGAUGAAUCCAUUUUUGAUAUUGAGGGAAUUGUCAAAGUCGAGAGUGGGCAACACAUUAGUGAAAGUGAUGGAGAACAAUCUACAACGACUGCACCAGGUACAUUAUUGAAAUCUCAAAAUUCCAUGGCCUCCAUGCUUGAAUAUUCUUCCACCGAUGAUUCUACAAAUCCAAAUCAUUCAAACCUUUCAUCUCCUGGAGGAAAUCGAAAAUCCAGUCGAAAAUUUUCUGAAAAGAUGAAUGUGGCUCUCCUUUUCACUCGGAUGGGAUUGAAAUCCACUCUUUCUUCAUCGUCACCAACGCCACAACAAGAUUCUCCAAACACAGUGAUAGAAUCACCAGAAUUUUGCUCUGACGAAGACAUUCUCGAACAAUUACUCGAUGAAAUUGGAGAGAAUGUUGUGAAUCCCUUCAUUAAGGAAUUAUUAGAAACAUCCUCAACUUGUUGUGUCACAACCACCACAACCACCUCUCCUUCAACAAAUUCCUCACAACACCAAUAA
Naegleria lovaniensis is the source of this 2805-nucleotide messenger RNA. RefSeq lists its product as uncharacterized. Gene Ontology annotation, biological process: negative regulation of MAPK cascade; protein dephosphorylation. The transcript has a single exon. The record is from RefSeq and is a predicted model, not a curated record. Gene Ontology annotation, cellular component: cytoplasm. Lineage: Eukaryota; Heterolobosea; Eutetramitea; Acrasida; Naegleriidae. Gene Ontology annotation, molecular function: MAP kinase tyrosine/serine/threonine phosphatase activity; protein tyrosine/threonine phosphatase activity. Bases 1 to 2805 code for a protein of 934 amino acids.